UCGCAAAACUGCACCAAAUUGACUAAAAUAGCAGUUUUACUUUGUGAAUUAUGAAACCUCAAUGUGUUUAGUGAAUUGUUUGUCUUUAAUCUCCGGUGUAGUAAAGUUGAAAAUUUGCUCGUGAAAAAAUAUCUAACGACAGGGUUCGCAUUAAUGAUUAAUAAAAGUGUGGCGCGGAGUAGGGCGUGUAAAGGACGCAGGCGUCGGUGUUCCAGCGUCUGUUCUGUGUGAGUCAGGCGUCGUCGUAGAUGUCGUAACCACAAAAUAGCAUAAUGUCCGGUGUUAAAAAUCGCGAUGUGAUGUCUUAGUGGUCGCCAAAAUGCGGAGCAGCAGCUCGGAACUGCUCCUAGAUCAGCAAGAGGAGCUCCGUAAACGCAAAAUAAAAGAACUAGCGGCGGCGAAAAAGGCUAAUAAGCAGGUCGGAGGUCGAUCAUGUCGCGAGCAGGCCCUUUUCUACUCCACCAGCCUCUUGGCGGUGGUGGCCAUGUCGGCGGGCUCGUCCCUCCUGUUCCUAGUGCCGCUGUACGUCGACCCCGCCAUCUCCACCUUAGCCUCCAACUUCGUCACCGAGCCGGUGACCUGCGUGACCACCCGACGCGAGGACCUCACCGGGUUGGCCAACUGCUCCUGGAGCUCCUGCCGCGAGGGCUGCACCAGUGACGCAUAUCACUGCACCCAUAUCUACGUCAGCUACAACGACUCGGAGGCACACAACCAGACCGACGACGCGGUCCUCCUCGUCAACAUCAAGGGCUGCGGGUAUCCCCCCACGGUCCUCUGCGUCAACUUCACGGAGGCCUACGGCGCCGAAGGGACUGUUUUCCCGUGCUACCACUCGCGCGAGAACCGCACCGUCGUCCUCACGCACUACGAAAGGGAUGAACAGGUGGCCAUCAUCAUCCAUUAUUUUGCAGUGCCCUUUGUGAUCACGCUGGCCACUUCAGUGGCACUCUGUGUUAUGCAUUGCGACUGCCGGUGUCACCCUACGACUCACCACAAAAGGGCCCGACGACCACGAAUACACGACUUGAGCGACGGCUCCAUUAGCAUAGGAGUUGACUUGAGACAUAACACCAGCUAUCACUCAGACCUGGUGGCAUUUAGGCCUACGUAAUUUUUUACCCAAAAGAAGGGAGAGUCGACAAUAUCACAUUUCUUGUCCUUGAAAUAUGAUAACCUGAUUACGUAGAAGAUGGUUUACAGGACAAAAGGAAAAUAAAAACCAUUUAAUUCGUCGCGACGUUUCGAUACUUUUAUUGUAUCUUCUUCAGGCGAAGAAUUUUUCUUGGUUGAGCGUGGGAAGCAUGGCACAGUCAACAGUUCUUUUUUUUUCCUUUUGUCAUCUACAUAAUCAGGUUUUGUAUUUUCUUCAUUCAAUGAUAUAUUGACUACACUCCCCUACUAUUUUUGCGUUUUACCAUUCAUCAACCAUUAAUCAAAAAUGUACGGGCUAUCGAAUGUUUCUUCACAUCGAUCAGUUACCACAAAUCAGCCUAACAUGCAAAAUUAUAUAAACAUCGUUUGUGUUAGACUAUGCUUUCAAUACACUCCUUUUAUUAUAAUCAACUGUACAAUUUAAUUACAACUAUUUUUAUAAAAAAACACAGAUACCUACAAUAAGUACCUUACUAUAAUUUUUUGAAGUGUGUGAAUUUUGUUAUCAAGAAAUGUAUUAGAUGCUACCUACAGGUUUGAAGUUAAUUUUGUAUUAAAUUUUAUAUUAAAGUAUAUUUAUUAAUAACGAA
Messenger RNA from Tribolium madens (black flour beetle), 1745 nucleotides. RefSeq names its product protein tipE (gene Teh1). Gene Ontology annotation, biological process: regulation of sodium ion transport. The record is from RefSeq and is a predicted model, not a curated record. Gene Ontology annotation, molecular function: sodium channel regulator activity. Bases 320 to 1114 code for a protein of 264 amino acids. NCBI's taxonomy places the organism in Eukaryota, Metazoa, Arthropoda, Insecta, Coleoptera, Tenebrionidae. The transcript has a single exon.